UUCAAACAAUGAAGCAUUGAUACACGGGGAGUGUGCAUUGUUCGGAAACAGAGUACAAAAUAAUGGAGUGUAGCUGAGGAAAGACGAGAGUAAUGACGUCGAAUUGCUAACAAAAGCGAACUGACAUCAAGCUGUUAGCUCGGCUGGUUCCAAUCCCGUCAAAUAUAUUCCUCACUUGAGCGCCCGCCGUUGGACGUUCGGAUCCUUCACUCGCUUCGAUCACGAGAGUUUUGGCAGACAUGGAGGUAGAAGGAGGAGGAGUGCCGUUAGAUGAGAAGGCAAGGAGAAUGAGGGAUCUGUUAUCGAGUUUUUAUUCUCCGGAUCACGCUGCUUCUGCUGCAUCGCUACCGCGAAACACUUCAUCCAGAUUUGCCACGCUCGAUACCAUCAAUACCACCGCCUUCAACGCAGAUCAGUACAUGAAUCUCCUCGUACAAAAGUCCAAUGUGGAGGGACUUCUUCAGAAGCAUGUUGAGAUGGCUGCUGAGAUAAAAAAUCUCGACACUGACCUUCAAAUGUUGGUGUAUGAGAAUUACAACAAAUUCAUCAGUGCAACAGAUACAAUAAAAAGGAUGAAAAAUAAUAUUGUUGGCAUGGAAACAAAUAUGGAACAGCUCCUGGAAAAGAUAACAUCUGUGCAAUCGAGGAGUGAUGGGGUCAACACUUCUCUUUUUGAGAGGAGAGAACAUAUAGAGAAGUUGCACCGCACGCGCAAUCUUCUGCGAAAGGUUCAGUUCAUUUAUGAUUUACCUACAAGACUUGACAAGUGUAUCAAAUCAGAAGCCUAUGCUGAAGCUGUCAAGUUGUACACUGGAGCUACGCCAAUUUUCAAGGCAUACGGAGAUUCUUCCUUUCAAGACUGUAAGCGAGCUUCCGAAGAGGCAGUGACUAUAAUCAUAAAAAAAUUGCAGGGGAAGGUUUUCUCAGAUUCUGAGUCAAUUCAAUCAAGAGCUGAGGCUGUCAUGCUUCUUAAGCAGUUGGAUUUCCCGGUUGAAAAUCUGAAGGUUAAGUUGUAUGAGAAGUUGGAACAGUUCCUUGUGGACCUCAAUCUUGAAUCUAAGGAAUUAACAAGAGCGUCAGUUGAUGUUAACAAGUCCCCUAAGCAGGAAAGUGUUCCACAUUCACCUUCUGCUUUUGCACAUGAGGCUUCAAUUCGUGAAUUUGCAAAAGCUGUUUGGGCUUAUAAAGUUAUAUUCUUGCAUUCAGAACCACAGCUAUCUAAACUUGCACAAGACCUUGUUAAGAAGCACUUCGAAGCCACUCAUUUACGAAUUAUGAAGCAAGUUAACUCUGGUGAUCUUCUGGCAAUGCUUCGACUUAUUUGGACUGAUGUGCUUCUUAUGGAGGAAGUGCUACCUGAAGCUUCCCUGCCUGACUGUGCUUUGGAGUAUGCUCAUGUUGCUGUCAGAGAUUAUAUUUCCAGCUCCUUUGGUCGUCUUUUAAGAUAUAUUUCAGAUUCGCUUAUGACUGCCCAAUUUACACCAAAAGAAGGAAUAGAGGAAGAAUAUUCUUUGCAGACAGCUCUUGAUGCCGGCAAAAAGGCAGUGACACAAGGCAGUACGGACGCCUUACUGGAUUUCCGUCAGCUUCUUGAUCAAGAGACCGAAUUAUUAUUCAGGUUGAGAGACUUAACAAUUGAUUGGGUCCAAGAAGGGUUCCGAGAUUUUUUCAAGAAGCUUGAUGGCUAUUUCCUCUUGCUCUCUGGAAAGGGUAAUACAACAAGUGAAGAUGUGAAUUUGAUAGAGAUGCCAGGCGACAAAAUUGCUUCUGGGCUUGUUCUUGUGCUGGCUCAAUUUUCUAUUUUUGUUGAACAAAGUGCCAUCCCUAGAAUAACCGAGGAACUAGCUACUUUUUCUUCUGGUGGUGGGGUUCGUGACUAUGGACAUAUAUGUCCUAUCUUUCGGUCUUCUGGUGAAACUUUCUUGCACCUUUACAUAAAGAUGAGAACCCAGAAAAUCUCAGUUCUCCUAAAGAAGAGGUUCACGGCCCCAAACUGGGUCAAGCACAAAGAGCCCAGAGAAGUGCAUAUGUUUGUAGAUAUGCUUCUUCAGGAGUUCAAAGAAAUAGGAACUGAAGUGAAGCAACUUUUGCCCCAAAGUCUCCAUCAUAAACAUCGCCGUACCAACAGCAAUGGAAGUACAGCAUCCUCACGCAGUAGUACUUUGAGGGAUGAUAAACUGAUCCGGUCGAAUAUUCAGAAGGCCAGAAGCCAGCUUCUAGAGAGCCAUCUAGCCAAAUUGUUUAAGCAGAAGAUGGAGAUCUUCACAAAGCUUGAGCACACACAGGAAUCUGUCAUAACAACGAUAGUGAAACUUUCAUUAAAGAGUUUACAAGAGCUUGUGCGACUCCAAACAUUUAACCGCAGCGGAUUCCAGCAAAUUCAAUUGGACAUUCACUUUUUGAAGGCUACUAUAAAGGAUAUAGCUGAGGACGAAGCUGCUGUUGAUUUCUUGCUUGAUGAGGUUAUAGUAAGUACCGCAGAGCGUUGCCUUGAUCCGAUUCCCCUGGAACCUCCCGUCUUGGACAGAUUAGUGCAAGCAAAGUUGCCCAAGACGUCUGAGCAAAACCAAGAUUCUUGAGAUGAAAGGUCAAAUUAGGGAAGUAUGCAUGAUAUCUGUCGCUUAACCAUGGGCAAACUGUUGUUUGGGUGCUACGUCUUCUCAGGUUUCACUGUAUUUGUAUCUGAGUCGGAGCUUAAAACAUCCAUAGCUCAAUGUGGACUUGUUUAGUGACCUAUUCAAACAUUUCAGCAUCUGGAGUCAUGUCACAUUUUCAUAGUUGGAGCCAUGGUGACAUACUUCGGUUGGCUUAUUAUUUCCUGCCUGGUUGCAGGAUUUGUUAUAAAUUGACUGUUAGAUUUAAUUGGUGGGUUUCUGGCGUUAAGAGUGACCAUAACGGAAUGUUUUGUACACGGGAAAAUAUACAACAUCACAGUUCCAUCCAUUUUUUGUAGGCCUAUUGCUCUGUAUUUCAAGUGAUGCCUUCUAUGUUGUAACGGAUUUACUUCUAUAGCUCAAACUGAUCAUAUC
Messenger RNA from Sesamum indicum (sesame), 3029 nucleotides. RefSeq names its product vacuolar protein sorting-associated protein 51 homolog. The record is from RefSeq and is a predicted model, not a curated record. Gene Ontology annotation, biological process: lysosomal transport; endocytic recycling; Golgi organization. Gene Ontology annotation, cellular component: membrane; EARP complex; GARP complex. NCBI's taxonomy places the organism in Eukaryota, Viridiplantae, Streptophyta, Magnoliopsida, Lamiales, Pedaliaceae.